AUGAAGACCAAUGACACUAAUGUGAGCUACCAGAAGUCAACCGAGAGAAAUCACACAACAGUGACAACCUUUAUUCUUCUUGGACUGACUGAUGAUCCAAAAUUACAGGUGGUCAUUUUUCUUCUCCUUUUCACAUACAUGUUGAGUGUCAUUGGGAAUCUAACCAUCAUCACCCUUACCCAACUGGAUUCUCAUCUAAAGACACCCAUGUAUUUCUUUCUCCGAAAUUUCUCAUUUUUAGAAAUCUUGUUCACAACUGUCUGCAUCCCCAAAUUCCUUGUCAAUAUGGCAAUAGGUGAUAAGACCAUUUCUUACAAUAGUUGUGCAGCACAGCUGUUUUUUACUAUUCUCUCGGGUGCGACUGAAUUUUUUCUGCUGGCUGCCAUGUCCUAUGACCGCUGUGUGGCCAUCUGCAAACCCCUGCAUUACACGACCAUCAUGAGCGGCAGAGUCUGCAGCUUGUUGGUCUUUGCUUCAUGGUUGGCUGGUUUCAUAAUAAUUCUUCCAUCACUCCCUGUGGCUCUCCAGCUAGAUUUCUGUGCAGCCAACACUAUAGAUCAUUUCUUCUGUGAUCUUUCACCUAUACUGCAGCUCUCUUGCACAGACACAGAUUUAAUAGAAUUAAUGGCGCUUCUCUCAGCCAUUUUGACGCUCCUGGUUACACUGAUGUCAGUGAUUCUCUCCUACAUAAACAUCAUCAAGACUAUUCUGAAGAUUCCUUCUUCUCAACAGAGGAAGAAAGCCUUUUCUACGUGUUCUUCUCACAUGGUUGUUCUGUCCAUUUCUUAUGGCAGCUGCAUCUUCAUAUAUGUAAAACCCUCUGCAAAAGAAAGAGUGUCUUUAAAUAAAGGGGUAGCUCUGCUCAAUACUUCUUUUGCCCCCAUGUUGAAUCCCUUCAUUUAUACACUGAGAAACAAGCAAGUGAAAGAUGCUUUUAUGCACAUGAUCGAAAGAAUGGAAUUUUUCUCGCUGAAGUGA
This is a messenger RNA of Equus caballus (horse), 978 nucleotides long. The record is from RefSeq and is a predicted model, not a curated record. Lineage: Eukaryota; Metazoa; Chordata; Mammalia; Perissodactyla; Equidae.